AGUCUUCACUUCUCUCCGCUCCUCUGUUUCUUUCUCUCUCUCUCUCUCUCUCUCUCUCUGUCUGCUUCUAAAAACCUUCAUUCCAUUCCUACUCUCACCGAAAAUUCCUUGACCAUUUUACCCUCCCCAAAAAUUUCACUAACCAAACAGAACUUUAGCUUGAAGUGCUUACCAUUGUUGUUCUUUCAGAGCUUAAAAAUCAAACUCCAAACUUCAAAGUUCAAGGUUCAAAGCUCAUAACACUUUGCAUUUUGAAAGUAUUUUGCAGUUUUUUACAAACCAAUAAUGUCUGUUGCUACUGCUAAACCGGUUUCCGAAACCCGGUCCAUUCUCGGACCGGCGGGGAACAGAGUUAGGGUUUCGGAAGAACCGAAGCGGAAAUCCGACACCAAUACUAUAAAGAAGCCACAGCGUCCGAGAAAUCCGGUGCCGGUUCCGAAAAUUCCGGAACCGGUCGUGCGGAACAACGGCUCCGUCGACAGCUCGUGCUCCUCGGACUCUUCUUCCAGCGGCGGUUCCUCGGCCAAGAAAUCGGCGAGUUCUACGAAGUCUGUAAGGCGUGUAGGGUUUAAGGCUGCGAAGGUUGUUCCUGAUAACGUUGUUUCGGCUACAUUGUCGCCGCCGAAGAUUUCGGGUCCUCCUAAACGCUGCGAUUGGAUAACAACUCAUUCUGACCCAAAUUAUACUUCUUUCCAUGAUGAGGAAUGGGGGGUUCCAGUUUAUGAUGAUGGGAAACUGUUUGAGCUACUUGUCUUUUCACAAGCAUUAGCAGAAUUAAGCUGGCCAGCAAUUCUUAACAAGAGAGACACAUUCAGGAAACUUUUUGAGAAUUUUGACCCAUCAACCAUCGCACAGUUUACUGAGAAGAAGCUGAUGUCCCUGAAAGUAAAUGGCAGCCUGUUGCUAUCUGAACCAAAGCUCCGUGCAGUUGUAGAAAAUGCUAAACAAAUGCUUAAGGUUCAGCAGGAGUUUGGUUCCUUCAGUAAUUAUUGCUGGAGCUUUGUGAACCACAAGCCAAUAAGAAAUGGAUUUCGUUACGCACGUCAAGUACCUGUCAAGACACCAAAAGCAGACCACAUAAGCAAGGAUUUGAUGCAGAGAGGCUUCCGUUGUGUUGGGCCCACUGUUGUUUAUUCAUUCAUGCAAGUAGCAGGAAUCGUCAAUGACCAUCUCUUAACAUGCUUCAGAUACCAGGAAUGUAAUUCGAAUCUCAAGAAGGAUUUGAAACCCAAGAUUGAGGAUACACAGGUACUGACUGAUGCUCUGGAGAAUACAUGCUAAUGUGUUGCCUGAGCUUUGAUCUUGUCCUGACUAAUCACACAAAUCCAAUUAAUUAGGAAAUUUAUCGUAAGAGAGGCGAAGAGCAAAAAGUCUGCAUAGUGUCGUUUUUAAGUUUUCUUAAAUGCUAUAAAGAAAAAUUCUCCUUUGAUGUUGUUUGAUAGUAAAUGCACCUUCACCUAAGACUUCUCUCAUGUUUAGCUCAUCUUUAUAGUGUUAGGAUACCAUUUGUAAAAAUUCUUGUUAGGGCAGAUGCCAUAAACUUGCUGUUCUCAUCAUUUGGUCUUCUGUAAUUAAGUUCCAUUGUUAUUAUGUUUA
Molecule: messenger RNA, 1596 nt
Organism: Quercus robur (English oak)
Lineage: Eukaryota; Viridiplantae; Streptophyta; Magnoliopsida; Fagales; Fagaceae
Exons: 4
Coding region: 286-1281 (331 amino acids)
Biological process (GO): base-excision repair
Molecular function (GO): DNA-3-methyladenine glycosylase activity
Source: RefSeq, a predicted model, not a curated record